This is a messenger RNA of Notolabrus celidotus (New Zealand spotty), 2922 nucleotides long. RefSeq names its product pleckstrin homology domain containing, family G (with RhoGef domain) member 7 (gene plekhg7). NCBI's taxonomy places the organism in Eukaryota, Metazoa, Chordata, Actinopteri, Labriformes, Labridae. The transcript has 16 exons. Gene Ontology annotation, molecular function: guanyl-nucleotide exchange factor activity. The coding region runs from base 547 to 2745 and encodes 732 amino acids. The record is from RefSeq and is a predicted model, not a curated record. Gene Ontology annotation, biological process: Rho protein signal transduction.
CACUUUUGCCCCCACUACGACGCCCCUGGUUCUGUGCAGUGUUUGUUUGUGUGUGUGUGUGUGUGUGUGUGUGUUUGUGUGUGUGUGAGAGAGAGAGAGAGAGAGAGAGAGAGAGAGAGAGAGAGAGAGAGACGCUGACGUUCCCAUGCAAGCAGUGAAGCAGUCGCACCUUUCCACGAGCGUGGUACAGUCUCUCGGUCCCCUCCUUCUCUCAGCACCAACACCGACCUGUUUCCCUCUCGCGCUCCUCGUGUUAGAAGAUCUCGAUCCCGUCUUUCCACCCACCGUGGACUUUCUCCAUCUGAACCUGCUCAAUCCUCUCCUUCCCACCACGACCAGCAGCGGCACUGACCCCGGUGUCACCCUGCACUUUGCCACCAUCCGUCCAAGUCGUCGCGACGCAGCGGUGAAUAAGCCUGAGAGGUGAACAGUGUGGGAAUGCAAAAGGAUUAUCACCUGACCUUAACCCUGAGGAGACAAAGCAACUAGACCAUUCGAUCGCACGUUUUCUGAUCUUUCCUGCACUACAAUGCCUUUGAGGUUACAAUGUCUGCACUGAAGCACGUUAUCCUACAAGAUAAAGACCAGGACGUGGAGAAGAAGCUGGACUGGAGCUACAUAGAGUGGGCUGAAAAUGAAGUUAUCCCAACAGGUGUGGCAAAUGCACAGACACAAACAGACUGGGAACAGACUUUUGAGCACAAGGAGAGUCAGACCAGCAACCCGGUCAUAAUGCACAUAGACCUGACACGCACACACUCCAAGCUCAGACACUCAUCCCUGGUGGACCCUGACCGCUUGGAUGCACCUUUCUUCCAGUUUGACCGGCAGGCCCCAGGGCGCAUCUCCACUUCACCGACCCUGAGAAGAAUGAGGAGCACCAGACGUCCCCUUUUGGACCCCUGGGACCCUGUCAGGAUGGGUAGCACUCGGGAGGAGCCUUCCUCUGGGAUCUCACAGUCUUCCAUAAGCCCCCUGUCCCCAGUACACAAAGUUAGGUCCCCUCUUGCAGCAAGCCCCCUCUUUGAUGGAGAGAUCUGUCAGACCAACUCAUUGUCUGGCCGACAGAGAACCAGAUCAUAUAGAUCAAAUACUUUUGACAAUUGUACGUCUAAAAGACAAGAAUGUAACAAUGCUCAUCCCACUGGUGUGAAAGUAUUUGGAUUAACUGAAAGUGAAGUUAAGGAGAGGGAGCGUAACAGGCUCCAGGAGAGGAGGCGGAGCUCUGUGGUGGUCAGCCUGCCGGGAUUGGACGUUUCACCAGGAGACCUUUUCGUAUCUAAUGGAGUAGCUGACAUUUUAAAUGGAUCAAACUUCUCUGAUACCAAGAAGUCAAAGUGGCCCUUUUCAAGGCGCAGCACGACCAAAGGGAAGGCGCCGGUGUGCACAGCGUCAGAUGUUGACAAGUAUCUCUCAACGUCUCAGAUUGCAGAAUGGAGAAACCCAGACCUCCAGAGGUUUAAGGACUUCUCUCUGGCAGAGUUCCUGCGGGACCAGUCUUCCCAGGUGAGCUUCAGCUCCGACCCUCAGGGCUUUAAGAGACAGGAAGCCAUCUGGGAACUUUUCACCAGCGAGUGUGUCUACUUCCUGGAUCAGCUCAUGGUGCUCAAAGAGGUGUUUUUGUCUACGCUCACAAACCUGCAGAUGAGCAGCUGCCUGACUGAUGUCGACUCAUGGAGGCUGUUUGCAAACCUCAACGAGCUCUGCCUGGUGAGCUUUGGUUUCCUGAACAACCUCCUGCGUGUCAUCAAGGACAUGUUGGAGAUCAGUGAGGGUGGCGGGCCCACCCUGCUGGAGCUGCUGAGCAAGGCUUUUCAGGAGAGCGUAUGCCACUGUCUUCAGAAGUACUGCCUUAACUACUCCACGGCUCUACUUUAUCUGGACAGCCUGAAGCCUCGAGAGGACUUUGGAUCCUACGUGAAGUGGUGUGAGAGGAACGAACAGUGCAGGAGGCUGCAACUACGGGACUUGCUAGUGGCGCCGUUGCAGAGGCUAACCCGAUACCCGCUGUUGUUGAGGAAUAUUGCAAAGAGAUGCCAGGCGGAGGACGAGACCAGAGGCCUGCAGGUUAUAGCCGAGCAAGUGGACACCUCUAUAUGUGAUUUAGAAGGAAAGGUGAAGUGGCUCGACAACUACCAGAAGGUGAAACAGCUGAGAGAUGCUCUGGUGUGGCUUCCUGUGUGGGAGAGAGACAAGCGUGCCUUCGUUCCUGAGAAUCUGAAACAUCUAUUAAAGGCCGUCACUCUGGAGAAUCUCAUCUCGCACAGAAGUCUGCUGCAUGAAGGGAAGCUGGUGCUCAUUGAGAACACGAAGCUGAUUGACGUCUAUCUGUUCCUGUUUGACGAAUUCUUGCUGAUCACAAAGAUAAAGAGAAACAAGAAGCGGUCUAUCGGUCCAGAGCAGAAUCCUCUGAGGCCUCCGCAGAACCCGGAGCUGGACCAGCUGCUGAAGGAGGGAUCCACAUUUACUGUUCUGGACCAGCCUGUGUCUCUGGACCGACUCCAGCUCAAGAACAUUGACCAACUCAAUGCCUCAACAUCAGGGCUCCCUCACUCAUUCAUCAUCAUGCACCAGAAUCGCUACCAGCAGUGUAUCGGAGCUUUCAUCCUGCAAGCUGCCUCAGAGGCUGCAAAGAGAGUGUGGAUGUCAAAGAUAGAGGGCGCUGUGACAGCGCUGCUGAAGCUGGACUCUGAGCAGCCUCGAGUCAAGAGCUCCUCCCUGUGGUUGGAGUCUUCUCAGAUCUGAGCCACGAGCAGCACCAGAAGCCAUGUGACACCCAUCUACUGUCAAUGUGCACUUCACUGUCUCCUGACGUCCUGUAACUUAAAGUACUAGCACUAGAUUCCUUUUUGUACACUUAAUGUUUGCCGAUGAAGGCAGCUGCUGCAGUAGUGUAAAAUAAAUAUGUCAUUAUAUAGUAAA